Puntigrus tetrazona (Sumatra barb) is the source of this 2121-nucleotide messenger RNA. RefSeq names its product zinc finger, CCHC domain containing 4 (gene zcchc4). The record is from RefSeq and is a predicted model, not a curated record. Gene Ontology annotation, biological process: rRNA methylation. Gene Ontology annotation, molecular function: rRNA (adenine-N6-)-methyltransferase activity; nucleic acid binding; zinc ion binding. Gene Ontology annotation, cellular component: cytoplasm; nucleolus. Lineage: Eukaryota; Metazoa; Chordata; Actinopteri; Cypriniformes; Cyprinidae.
UUUAGAUGGCAGCCUCCUGUCAAACACGCGUGUGUUUUGAUUCUCACAUGUAAGGUUUCUCGGCAAAAUACUGGCAAAAUGGGUAAAAUACUGGAUGAUGUCGUGGAUGGUGGCGGAAUAGAAGUGAUCAUUCAGCAUGAAAAGGACAAAACGGCACCGCGGUGUCCACAUGGACCAGCUCUGUUGUUCGAGAAAACUGGAAAUGGUGAGGACAAGGGAAGGAGAUUUUAUGCGUGUUCUGCUUGUCGGGACAGAAAAGACUGCAACUUUUUUCAGUGGGCAGACGAAAAGAUAUCUGAGGCAAGGAUGCUUGCCAGAGAACAACAGAACCGUUCCAAGAUGCCUCUUUUCAGUCAUCAGGAACACUGCUCCAGAUUUAGAGAGUUUGUUGGUCUCCCACUGGAGCAGAGAAGGUUCUGUGUGGACUGUCAGCUGCUGAUUCUUCCCGGGGAAUGGGCGAAUCAUGCCAAACACAAGGCACUUUCUGAGGACAUCACAGUGCAGCAAUUGAAAAGGCCCAGUCUACUUCUGUGUCCGCUAGAUAACAAGAAGAGUCAUGCACAGUAUCUGUUUGCGGAUCGGAGCUGUCAUUUUCUUCUGGAUAUGCUCUUGGGGUUAGGUUUCCAGAAAAUUCUCUGUGUCGGGACACCACGAUUACAUGAGUUGAUCAAGUUACUAAAUACGGAGGGCAAGAGUCCUGCGAUGAAGAGUUUAUUGCUGGAUAUUGAUUACAGGUAUUGCCAGUUUUAUGGGCAGGAAGAGUUCUGCCAGUAUAAUAUGUUCAACCAUCACUUUUUUGAUGAUGAGGAAGCUCUCAUGUUUUUUCAAGGCUUUCUGCGUGAGGAGGAAGGAGCCAAGGUAGCCAUGAUAACAGACCCCCCAUUCGGAGGCCUAGUGAAGCCGCUAGCCAACAGCUUCUCUCAGAUGGCAAUCACCUGGAAAAAUCUGAAUAAAAUAUGCGAUGAAGGUCAGAUGCCAAUGAUAUGGAUUUUCCCAUACUUUGAAUCCCGUAUCCUGGAGUGUUUUCCCUCCUUCUCUAUGCUGGAUUACCAGGUUGAUUAUGAUAAUCAUCCUCUAUAUAAACAUGGAAAGACAGGCCGUAAGCAGUCACCUGUUCGCCUUUUCACGAAUCUGAGCCCUAAAGAUAUCAUUCUACCAGAGGAUGAAGGUUACAGAUUUUGCGGUGUUUGUGAGAGGCAUGUGUCAGCAGGAAACAAACACUGCCCAAAGUGUGACAAAUGCCCAUCUAAGGAUGGGCGAGAAUGGAGGCACUGUGAUGAAUGUGGACGAUGUGUGAAGCCUUCGUGGCGUCAUUGUUCCUCAUGUGGUCACUGCGCUCUCCCCGAUCACCCUUGUGGUCCGAGCCAAACUGGAUGUUUCAACUGCGGCAGCCAAAAACACAAACUUAGAGCUUGUCCUAAGAAACACAAUAAACGAAUGACUGUGCCAGGUGGUCAUGCUGCUCCAGGCCUGUUAAAACACAUUGCUGACAAAUUCACAACUAAGAAGAAGAGGAAAAGAACGGUUACUUGAGCUUGUUCACAGUGGAUUUGUGACUGCUGAAAACUGCAUCAUGAUCAGAAAAAGUGAGCUCAGAGAGUGUGAAAUGGGUUAUUGAUGUACAAGAAGGUUGUUGUGUAAGUACAUAGUUGUCUUCUUGCAUUCUGUUUUUGUCACAAGCUCAUCCUACACUACAACCUUCCCAGUACAAUAGACACGUUGUGUGAACAAACCAUCCACGGGCUGGAAUAACAUUUCAAAGAAGCUUUGUUCCAUCUUAUGUGACGAUCUGUGGAUAAAAUGUUUGAAUACAACCACUGAAAUGGAUGUGACGGACAAAAAUUAUUUCUUGUUGAAACAUAUCAUUUUUAAUGCAUUUAAAGAAACUUGAGCAAAAAAAAAAGCUGGAAAGCAUGUCAUGCCUCACUUUUUUUAAAAACAUUAAAGGAACGAUUUAUUGCCAUUUCUCAGGAAAUGUUGUGCUUUAACUCAAAAAACAGAACAAAAGCUGGAUUUAAAAUACAGUGGUCUUGCAGCUUAUAAUCACCAAAAACUCAAGUGAUUCUCGGCACCCUGUGUGCUUUUUAAGCUUAGUGUUAUUAAAAAGAAAAGAAACUUCAA